This is a messenger RNA of Epinephelus lanceolatus (giant grouper), 4342 nucleotides long. RefSeq names its product major facilitator superfamily domain containing 1 (gene mfsd1). Lineage: Eukaryota; Metazoa; Chordata; Actinopteri; Perciformes; Serranidae. Gene Ontology annotation, biological process: transmembrane transport. Gene Ontology annotation, molecular function: transmembrane transporter activity. The record is from RefSeq and is a predicted model, not a curated record. Gene Ontology annotation, cellular component: lysosome.
AAAAUAAAAUGAAAUAAAAUAGAAUAGAAUAGAAUAAAAUGAAGUAAAAUAAAAUAUGAUGAAAUAAAAUACAAUUAAAUUAAUACAUACAUCAUCUUUUAGGAUGUGUGCUCUGUGUUUAAAACAUUAUAUCAAGUUACUGCCCGUCUGUCAUCACAGUCUGCUGACCGACUGCAGGCUCUCUCGCGUUCCUUAACAUACUGAGCGCGCUCCCGCGAGGUGCCUGAACUUCUCGGCAGGCACGCGCCCACAUAAACACCGGAUAGCUCGAGCUACAAGCUACUAGGCUAAGGCCACGUGACAUUCCUGCGGGAUCAUGUGACCGAGCUACGUCUUCCUCGCUGCCGUAAACUUUCCCCCUGCAAAUCCCAAACAAACGAACAUGGCGGACUUUGAGGAGCGGCAGAGUCUACUGGGAGACGAGGACGAGGGCUCCAGCGGCAGACACACAGCCGGGGGAGACGGCAGACCCCUGCUGGCCAUCUGCGACCCGAGCCACCUCCUGCACCGAGUGGUGGUCCUGGUGUUUAUGUGCUUCUUGGGAUUCGGAAGCUACUUCUGUUAUGACAACCCAGCUGCACUUCAAACUCAAGUCCUUCAGGAUCUGAACCUGAACACUGCAAAGUUCAUGGAGCUGUACGCCUGGUACUCCUGGCCCAAUGUGGUGCUCUGCUUCUUUGGGGGGUUCCUGAUUGACAGGGUUUUUGGCAUCAGGCUGGGAACCAUCAUCUUUUCCCUCUUCGUCUGUGUUGGACAGGUCAUAUUUGCUACUGGAGCUUUAGUGAAUCGUUUUUGGCUCAUGGAAGUUGGACGUUUUGUAUUUGGUAUCGGAGGAGAGUCCUUGGCCGUGGCCCAGAACACGUAUGCAGUCAACUGGUUCAAAGGAAAAGAGCUAAAUCUGGUGUUUGGGCUUCAGCUGAGCAUGGCUCGCCUGGGCAGCACAGUGAACAUGAACAUCAUGGGCCGGGUCUACAGUGGUGUCGCAGACCUCAUUGGCUCUCCUGGACACACCACACUGGGCGCAUCGCUCAUGAUAGCUGCUGUAACCUGCCUGUUUUCACUAAUCUGUGCCUUGGUGUUGGGAUUCCUCGACAGAAGAGCAGAGAGGAUCCUCCACAAGGAACAGGGCAAAACUGGUGAGGUGAUCAAGCUGACAGAUGUGAAAGACUUUCCCUUCCCCCUGUGGCUCAUCUUCAUCAUUUGCGUGUGCUACUAUGUCGCCAUUUUCCCCUUUAUUGGACUGGGACAGGUGUUCUUCAUUGAAAAGUUCAACUUCUCCCCAGCUGAGGCCAGAGCUGUCAACAGUAUUGUGUACAUCAUCUCAGCCCCUGCAUCUCCACUUCUGGGCCUCAUGGUUGAUAAGACGGGAAGGAAUGUGAUUUGGGUAAUGAUCGCUGUGGUCGCCACGCUCGCUGCUCACAUGAUGCUGGCCUUCACCUUCUGGAACCCAUGGAUCGCAAUGUCCCUGCUGGGUGUCUCCUACUCCUUACUGGCCUGUGCGCUGUGGCCCAUGGUGGCAUUCGUGGUACCUGAGCAUCAGCUGGGGACGGCCUAUGGCUUCAUGCAGUCGAUCCAGAACCUGGGACUCGCUCUCAUUGCCAUGGCAGCAGGAGCCAUCCUCGACACCAAAGGAUACCUGAUUUUGGAAGUGUUUUUCUGCAUCUGUAUCUGCUUUGCACUGAUGGGAGUGGUGACACUGUACUUUGUGGAUUAUCUCAGAGGAGGAGAUUUGAACCGGUCAGCUGCAGCCAGAGCAAAACUCCAGAAAGAAGCCACUUCAGAUGCAGAAUGAUGAUGAUGAGGGAACACACAUAGUCCUAGGCUUGGAGCCAGCAGGCUGCACUGUCCACCCCCAGAGCUGUCAAUCAACUGCCAUGGGGCGGGACUGCGCUACUGACUCCACCCAGUGCUGUCACCUGUGACUCUUCCCAUCAGAACUGACUGUCUGGCUCCAGCUAUUACAUAACCCACCGGGUAUUAAUAGCUUAUUAUGUUCCUUUGAGGACACUGACAGAUGACACAGAUCGACUGACCUCCCAUACUGACUUCUCUGAUAUUCACUGUCCACUGUGUUUGUGUGUGUGUGUGUGUGUGUGUGUGUGUGUGUGUGUGAGUGAGUGUGAAAUUUUAUUACCGAAAAGAGUUAAGAUGCUUCAAAAGUGUUUUGACUGUUUUAAAUGUUCAGCAAAAGAUAAGACUUAUAUCCUGUGGAACGGUGCCUAUAAAUAUUUUUUGAUUUUAUUACAUGCGAAUGUAACUUAUAAUACGGGGUUCUGAUAAUGGAAUUGUUCUAAAUGUAUAUAGGACUUUGUGGAUGUUUUUAAAUGGUUUUAUGUUUCUUUUUACAAAUUGUUUUCAGAAGGACUCUUGUUACUUGCCUGAUUGCAUUCAACUCAGCAUUUCAUUUAUGCACAUAUCAGCUGUCAGCAUUCACAAUAAUUGCCAACCAAAAUCUUCCUUACUGGACUUUGCUUAGUGAGUUCGUAUUCAAUUUUAAUCAUAUGCAUCGUUGACCUUUUAUGGUGCAGAAUCUCAGAAAGAGCAUGGCUCUUUAUUGUUUAAAUCUUUAUUGCUCAAGUUUUUUUUCUUAAUUCCUUUAUCUGCUCUCGGCUGGUUUCGGAGGUUCAUAAAGAUUUAUUUUCUGUUGCAUCAUCAAAUGGUACAUUACUAUAAUGAUAAGUAAGAUAAGAGAAAGAGAGAGCCACACUUUGGAAAGCAUUUACCCGUGUAAUGAUAUUCACAGUUUUAACUUUUCUUACACACUUUUAUUAAUGUGACCUUUUAAAGAACCAGUUCCCUUAUGAAUUAUGUUUUGUAGACGGUGUUUUGUUCUUUUAUCAAGCUCAGGUAAUUUACUUUUUGUAAGCACUGCCCCCAAAUUGUUGCUUGCUUCAUUUGAACGAUGUGACAGAAUAUCCAUGCACUCAGUUUAACUCUCACCAUUCCAGUAAUGUAGGAAGAGAUUUAUCUCCCUGUGUUGUUAUCAGGGUCACAGACUGUGUCUGAUAAACACUCACUACCUCAGUUGGGCAAAUUAGUAUUUGAAAUAUUAAAGGAAUACUUCACUCACAAAAUGAUCAUUCGUAUAUUAGUUGCACACCUCCUGUUACGUUGGAUUUGUGAAGAAAAUUGCCUGUACGGUGAACAAAGAAUCCAAACCAGUUAUAUGCUCAGUACUCCCCAAACAGGCAGCCUUGUCUGACGGGGAGCUGAACUAAAAGUGAAAUUCAUCUUUGCUCUCCUCAAAGCCAGACUUCAUUGACAAAAACAGUAAUUUUUUCCUCGUUGAACUCUGGAGCUGCCUUUCUGUUUAGGGCCUCGAUCAGUUAAUUUAUUUAUGUUAUUUUGUGACUGAAGUGUUUUAAAGUUUCAGUUGGAUUCACCAAAGUAACAAAACAAUGCAAACAAGCUAACAGAUGGAGGCAGUGGUAGAGCAGCAGCUGCUGUGUUCUGUGAGGUAAAAUUACUGUUUUUGUCAGUGGAGUCUGGCUUUGAAAAGAGCAUAAAAAUUUCACUUUCCAUUCAGUUCACCAUUGGAAAUGUAAUUUUUUGGGGAAUACUGAAUAUAUGAGUGGAUAGAUUAGACUUGUGUUAUACUGCAUGAGUAGUGUCAGAUUGUUAAUUAAAGUUUUGAUAUAGUUUUGCUGUUUUAAAUGUGGCUUCCCUUAAAUUCAUCAAGAAGUCUCCCUGUUUUUCGAGUCUUUGUUCAAUGUGGAGGCCUGCGAGAAAAGUUUUCAUUAAGAAUCCAAUGAAACGUGGUGAGCAAUCGACAUACGAAUGGUCAUUUUGCGGGUGAAGUAUUCUUUUAAGAGCAACUUAACACCCCCUGAGAAUCUUGUUUUUUCUGACAUCCCCCAAUUUAACUUUGGUCUUGCUUCAGUGAUGCAGAAGUGCACUAUUAAACUUCUUACUAAACCUGUCAGUGAUGCUGCAGGUGAUCAGAGGUGAAACAGACUCGGAACUCUUACCCAGAGAGGGCAGUUCAAUCUGGUGUUAAGUAAAAUUUGAAAGAAGAUGGUCAGUAGCAUUGAGUUAAAGCAUUGUGUUUGCACAUUAACAGCCAGAGACAUACUGCUCUCCUCACCUGUCACUCAUGUGCACUGUGGUGUUGAGACAGCAGGGCGGUCUUUGCUUUACUGAUAUUUGUGUUAACUGUUGUGGAGCUGUGGUCAAGAAAUGAUAGGACUGAGAAAUUACAGAAGAUCCAUUGUACAAUCAAAGACAAUGAGAUUUGAAGGACAGUCACAGAAGAAACCUUUUUGUAGAACCAAAUCACAUUUGAUACCAUAUUGUUAAUGGAAGAAUGGCAUUUAAUUAAACACAUUUUUUGAAAACCCUUGAA